Messenger RNA from Gasterosteus aculeatus aculeatus (three-spined stickleback), 1304 nucleotides. The record is from RefSeq and is a predicted model, not a curated record. NCBI's taxonomy places the organism in Eukaryota, Metazoa, Chordata, Actinopteri, Perciformes, Gasterosteidae.
CAGUACACGUGACCUCAGUACAUGUGACCUCAGCACAUGUGACCUCAGUACAUGUGACCUCAGUACUCAGUCACAUCACAUCUCCACUGCAGCGUCCUGCAGCUCACGCUUCAGUGACAUCAUCCUCCUCCUCCCAGGGUCCACACACACACACACACACACACAAACAGACACCGACACACACACGCACACACACAGACACCGACACACACACGCACACACAGACACACACACACACUCAGCUCGACUGUAUUGAAAGAAGAGCGUCAGUCUGAAGCUUCUCAGAUGAAGGAAAGUCCCUCAGAGACUUGAUCCAAUGUUCAUUAGCUGAUAGUUAAUUAAGGACUUGAUUGAAAUAACUAGUUUUUUACAGACAGAUUACUACAGAGAUGUACUCGCAGUACUGGGAUGCUCACAGACCAGACUACAGGAGAUACGCGGUGGUGGAGGGCCGGACUCUGGUCCCUUUGGACUCACCGCUCACCAGGAAGCGUCUUCGCUCUGCAGGCGAGGAGGAGGAUGCAAGAGGUUGUGGGACAAGGCCAAACCCCAAAGGGUCGCAGUCCGCCGGUGAGCUGAGCCACUCCCAAGAGGAGGAGGAGCCGGAGGAGGAGCUAUGUAGACUCUGUCAGCGCUGCCAUAUUGUGGCCUCACAGCUCAACCGCCAAGCUGCUGCUCUGAAGGACCUUUCCUAUGCCUCCUUGUUCCUCGAAAAGCUCCAGCGUCCUCGCCUUGGACGCCAUGUUCCAGUAGACAGCUGCUGUGACGUUUGUGGUGCCUCCUUCCACCAGCUGACGCGCGUAGCUUCAGGGGGCGGGGCUCGGUGGGGCGGAGUCCGCAGCACCUACCUGGGAGGGGGCGGUGCCAAAGGGUUUGCCACCGUGACACCACCCUUUCCCCUGAGCGCUCAGUGCCAUCUGGAGGGCGUGUGGAGCGUCUCCUGCUGCUCACCUGAGCUUCAGGGUCGGACUACAGACGGAAGUCAUGUGACUCACAGCGUCUCCACCCAGACCAGCCAACAGGCCUCAACCUUCUUCUCCAGGGCGGCUCAGAAGCUCAGUCUCUCCCGCAGGAGGAAGUCCCCCUCAGGCUCCGACCCCCCUGCAGGCGCGGAGCGGGAGCCCCUCCUCUACAAUGGGGGCUUUAGCAGGGCCCUGCAGGUCUCCCCACCCCCCGUCCCACCAUGUCUCCUCCGGGCCCGGUCAAAGGUCAAGGACACACCGGGGAUGGGGAAGGUAAGAUGUGCCGAUGUUACCCAGAAUGCACCGCAGGAGAUGCAGAUCAGACUUUGGGGCACCGCCUAA